Messenger RNA from Clupea harengus (Atlantic herring), 1447 nucleotides. RefSeq names its product PDZ and LIM domain 4 (gene pdlim4). Lineage: Eukaryota; Metazoa; Chordata; Actinopteri; Clupeiformes; Clupeidae. Gene Ontology annotation, biological process: heart development; actin cytoskeleton organization; muscle structure development. Gene Ontology annotation, molecular function: actin binding; muscle alpha-actinin binding. Gene Ontology annotation, cellular component: Z disc; adherens junction; stress fiber. The record is from RefSeq and is a predicted model, not a curated record.
CCCUCCCAUUCACUCUCACGAGGCGGCUACAAAGUAACGUGCAACACCCCCUUAAAACGUCACGGGAGAUUUCAAUAUUUAAAGAUUCCAACAAGUGAGGACGAAAGUUUUGCCCAAGAAGCUCUGUGAGUGGCACCCCCCUGUAAAGGCUAUAGUACUAUAUCUUUUGUUCAGCCCGGAUUUCAGGAUACUUUCUUUUUGUUACCAUGCCUCAGACGGUAACUCUGAGCGGCCCAUCACCGUGGGGUUUUCGCCUUGUGGGUGGACGGGAUUUCAGCACGCCGCUGACCAUUUCGAGGAUAACACCUGGCAGUAAAGCAGCGCUGGGAGACCUGUCCCCUGGAGACACCAUCCUGGCCAUCAAUGGAGAGAGCACAGACGCCCUCACUCACAUGGAGGCCCAGAACAGAAUCAAGGCCUGUAAAGACCAGCUGGUCCUGGACAUAAGCAGGUCUGAAAACAAGGCCUGGUCUCCAGCUGUUAUAGAGGAUGGCAAGACAAGUCCGUACUCCGUCUCCUCGGAGCCCGAUUCACAGGGCUUUCGCCCCAUCACCAGUGGCUACGUCCAGAAGCAGACGCAGCACGUUGGACUCAACAAUGGAAACUCCAAGCCUAGCAGUGCUCAGUACAAUAACCCGGCUGGCCUGUACUCCAGCAACCCUGCCAACCCUGCCAACGGUGCCAACGGUGCCAACGGUGCCAACGGUGCCAACUCUGUCAACGCUGCCCACUCCGCCUACUCCAACGGUGACCGGGCAAUGAACAAGCACAUGGCCAGUCUCAGCCUGGUGUCGCCUGACAGUCCAGAACCCAGGGUCCACUCUCCCAGCAGUGGGAAUGGCUUUGACAUAGAGUCAGAUGUCUACAAGAUGCUCCAGGACCCAGAGGAGCCAGUGUCGGCUCCCAAACAGUCCGGAUCUUUCCGUUACCUGCAGGGAAUACUGGAGGCAGAGGAUGGAGCUGUCUCUCCCACAGAGAGAGGGAUGAGGGGCAUGCGCUCCCCUGUUCGAUCCCCUUUGCCCAAACUGGGAGGUCUGGCUCAAGGACCGAUGCCCAGCCUUCAGAAGCUCCCUCAGUGCACGCGCUGUGGCAACGGCAUAGUGGGGACGAUUGUGAAGGCACGAGACAAGCUGUACCACCCCGAGUGCUUCAUGUGUGACGACUGCGGCCUGAACCUGAAGCAGAAGGGCUACUUCUUCAUCGAGGAAAACCUGUACUGCGAGACCCACGCCAUGGCGCGGGUGCAGCCGCCCGAGGGCUACGACGUGGUGGCCGUCUACCCAAACUCCAAGGUGGAACUGGUCUAAUCCCCACGGCAACCAUCCUACUCACCUGACCCCCCCCCCCCUCCAGAGCCCCAAUCAGCAAUAACCUAUUUAUGCACUGUAUGCCCCCCAGCCAUCUUCACUACAGGAGAGUGGAACAGACAGAGGAAGAGGAGAGAAAA